GGGGACAGGGCCACCCUAAAACCGCGUCCCCGCCGCUGUCCCCGCCGUGUCACCGCCACCAUGUCCCCGAGGGCCACCCGCCGCCUCCUCCUCGUGGCCGGGCUCGUGGCGGCGCUGGGAGUGUCGCCGGUGUCCCCAAUCCACGUGUACACGCAGCGCGAGGUCUAUGGCACCGUGGGCUCCAGUGUCACCCUGUCCUGCAGCUUCUGGUCCAGCGAGUGGAUCUCGGAGGACAUUUCCAUCACCUGGCACUUCCAGGCCGAGGGCUCCCGUGACAGCAUCUCCAUCUUCCACUUCGCCAAGGGCCAGCCCUACAUCGACGACGUGGGGACCUUCAAGGAGCGCAUGGAGUGGGCAGGGAACCCGCGGCGCCGCGACGGCUCCAUCGUCAUCCACGGCCUGGAGCCGAGCGACAACGGCACCUUCACGUGCGACGUCAAGAACCCGCCCGACAUCGUGGGCAAGUCCUCGCAGGUGACGCUCUACGUGCUGGAGAAAGUGCCACCCCGUUACGGUGUCGUGCUGGGCUCCGUUAUCGGCGGGGCGCUGCUCUUGGUGGCCGCGCUGGUGGCCCUGGCCUACGGCAGCCGCUACUGCUGGCGGCGGCGCCAGGCGGCUCUGCAGCGGCGGCUGAGCGCCAUGGAGAAGGGGAAGCUGCAGCGCUCGGGCAAGGACGGCUCCAAGCGCAGCCGGCAGGCCCCCGUGCUCUACGCCAUGCUGGACCACGGCCGCAGCGCCAAGAAAGCCAAGGGAGGCGCGGGCGACUCGCGCAAGGAUAGGAAAUAGCGGUUAGCGGGCAGGGAGGGACCCCCGGGGGCGGCCGGGGCCGCGGGGGACCCCCGGCCCCCCAAAGUCAUCAUGACCAUCGAGAUGGAGCUGCGGGGGGAGCCCCAGGCCGCGGCCCCGCCCGCCGCCCGCUCCCCGAGCCGGGGCAGCCUCAAGAACGCCCUGCUGAGCAUCAUCAAACCCAACUCGGGGGGCUCCUGAUGGACCCCCCCGGCCCCGGCCGCGGCCCCUCCGGGCUCGGGACCCGGCGAGGAGCGGGGUGUGGUCCUCGCCUCGGGUCCCCCGGCCUUGGGGACAGCGCUGGGGACAAGCGCGGGUCCCCCCCUCGGUCGCUCCCUGCCCAGCCCCGGGUGGGAUUUGUCCCCUGGAACGCGAACCCGGCGGGUUUGGGGUCGGUUCCCCCCUCCCCGCCGCGUGUCCCCUCCCCGAACUCGGGGGGGUUUCUCUGUGCCCCCCAAUUUCGCUCCUUUUCUGGCCGUUUUCUCGUCUCUCCCCGCGACCGACCCCAAAUGACGUCGCGGGGUGGCCCCCGCCCCUUUGUCCCCUUUGUCCCCUUUGUCCCCUCCUGUCCCCCCAUUAACCCCCGCGCCCCGU
Molecule: messenger RNA, 1380 nt
Organism: Camarhynchus parvulus
Lineage: Eukaryota; Metazoa; Chordata; Aves; Passeriformes; Thraupidae
Gene: MPZ
Product: myelin protein zero
Exons: 6
Biological process (GO): myelination
Cellular component (GO): membrane
Source: RefSeq, a predicted model, not a curated record